Penicillium lagena is the source of this 1599-nucleotide messenger RNA. Its product is annotated as glycosyl hydrolase family 79 C-terminal domain-containing protein. The record is from RefSeq and is a predicted model, not a curated record. Lineage: Eukaryota; Fungi; Ascomycota; Eurotiomycetes; Eurotiales; Aspergillaceae. The coding region runs from base 1 to 1599 and encodes 532 amino acids. The transcript has 4 exons.
AUGAUUGUCUCUCUCCUUCUUGGAGCUGUCGCAGUGGCCGCAGUGCCGACUGGCAGUGAUUCCUCGUCUGCAAUUGCUGUUACUAAGGAUGCACCUCAGGAAGCCGGCGACAAUAUUCUGCAGCCGUUCGUUUCCUUCUCAAUUGAAUUCGCCUUCUUCCCUGAUUACGCAGGAAACAAGUCGCAUCCGAAUGAUUUCUCAAACAACCUACUGGAUAACCUUGCCAGCCUCCAAGGUAUCAAGCCGUACAUUCGUGUCGGCGGCAACACCCAGGAUUUUGCCCUCUAUGACCCCAACUUAAAGACGGCAACCAAUGGCACCAUAGUCCCAGCAAAGUCAACGGACUACCCGUAUCUCCUAUCCAUCGGCCCGUCAUUCUUCGAGUCAUACUCGACUUGGCCAGACACCAAGUUCAGCCACGGCUUCAACCUUGGCAAGAAUGGCACUGCCGCAGUGGAAAGCUUACUGGCAACUGUGCCCUUGGCAUGCAAAGCCCUUGCGGACGGCAAGCUGAUGCACUGGGAACUGGGUAACGAGCCCGACCUGUACAUAGAUGGUGGCGCGUUUAGUGCGCGGCCGGAGAACUGGACAGAGAGUGACUAUGUCACCAAUUGGCUUACAAAUGAGCGAGCUAUCAAGCAGAAGAUGGCACAUGCUUGCCCGGAGAUGGCGACGGACUCGGCGUACACCUAUCUUGCGCCUUCUUUUGGUGGCAUUAACAAUGGCCUUGACCCAGUCAAGACGUGGAGCGACGGACUCGACUCGGAUAAGAACAUUCGCUUGAAUUCGAUGCACAACUAUAUGGGAGGCGCGACCCAGCCCGGCGUGACACUCCAGAAGACCCUGAUGAACCACACAUCGGUUAUAAACAGCGUCGAUCAGCAUGCCACGCUAGCGAAGGAGCUACAAUCUGAUAAAUUGACCCCGGGUAUUCCUUACAUCCUGGGCGAGAUGAACUCGCUCUACAACGAGGGCGCGCCAGGUCUAUCCAACUCAUUCGGCGCCGCACUGUGGGGCGUUGACUUCAACCUAUAUUCCGCGUCACAGAGCCUUCAUCGCGCGCACAUGCACCAGGGGACCGACUACCGGUAUGCUUCGUGGCAGCCAGUGCAAACCAACAAAACGACCAAGGGAACGAAAGCCCCGUACUAUGGAAACGCCAUGGUGGCCGCGAUGCUGAGCGCCGACAAGAACGACCAAGUCCGCGUGCUCAACCUGCCGCUCGACCAGGACACGGAGUCUGCCUAUGCGGCAUACGUAAAUGGCAACCUGGCGCGCAUUGCCGUCGUCAAUAUGCAAGAGUAUAACUACACGGGAUCGACCGCGGCGUCGCGGCGUCCUUCGGCCAAGUAUGCUUUCCAGCUUCCUGAGCAGGUAAACGGCAAGACUUUGGCUGUUCAGAGGCUUAUGGCGAAUGGAAGUGAUGCCAUUACCGGCAUCACCUGGAAUGGAUGGUCGUAUAACUACGAGUUAAACAACGGGAAGCCUGUGCGCUUGCACAAUGUGACCAUUGGCGAGACCGUGCCUGUUGGCAAGAAGGGUGUGGUGGAGAUUGAGGUACCGUGGUCGAGUGGUGCCAUUCUGGACUUUCAGGUUUAA